Harpegnathos saltator (Jerdon's jumping ant) is the source of this 2723-nucleotide messenger RNA. RefSeq names its product FK506-binding protein 15. Lineage: Eukaryota; Metazoa; Arthropoda; Insecta; Hymenoptera; Formicidae. The transcript is spliced from 12 exons. The record is from RefSeq and is a predicted model, not a curated record. The coding region runs from base 380 to 2590 and encodes 736 amino acids.
GUUGGUCUCAAGAAUAGAUCAGCCGAACGUUUUAUUUUUGCAGUAGUACGAUUCAACCAGGGAUUAAGAGAGAUAUUAACUUGACUUAGUCAACGCUGAAAUAUUUAUAUAUUUGUAAGCAAACGCAAGGAAAGUCUUCAGACAUUUUCCUGUUGGCAAAUUUAUCAUAUAUAAAAAAUGUGAUGGUUUAAUUAAUUGUAUGACAAGACGAAAUACGACGAUCUGUCUAAGUAAAUCUAUUGAUUUUAUGUGCUUAUCAAAUUGACACAUUAGCGGUGUCGGAGACAUUUUCCAACAAGUGAUUAACAAAUGUCAUCCUCAUUGUUACUCUACAUAGACAAGUGAUUAGAUUAUUCGCUGUGUUCAAUUUUUUUUAAUCAUGAGUGCUCAAAAUCAGUUACCCAAUCUUGAUAAAAUCUUUCGAGAUGAGGAUGAACCUGAUUUUAUACCUUCAGGAGGGUCUAAUUUGGCUGCUAUUUUUGGGCUACAACCAAAGCUUGGAGAACAUACUAUUAAGCAAACAGCCUCUAAGAAGAGUAACACUCGAUAUAAUAUACAACAAACUGUAGCAUCACCUUCUAAAACAGAAGUUCUGAUAGCUAAAGCUAUACAUGCCUUCAAAUUGCAAAAAGGUCAAUAUGUUUCUAUGGGAAAACUUGGUAUGGCAUUAACAGGUAACAUAACAACAAGAAUAUAUCAGAUAAUUUUAUACAAAAACAAACAAGAAUAUAUAUCUGUUGCUACAGUGACACGUGACUUUGUGUAUACUGUACAAGCAAAUAAUUAUGCCAGUUAUUAUGAUAACAAUAAAGAGAAUUGGUCAAUUUUAUUUGAGAAUAGCGAAAGUUAUAUAGAAUUUGCGAUAGAGAUAGGACUGUCAUGUUAUUUUGCACUGCAAGAGAAAGGAGAGGAUGUGAUUUAUCAAGAUUUAAUAUUAAGUGACAAAGAUAUAAUUGCAAAAGAAGGAGACAAUAUAUGCAUCAAAUAUUUCGUGGGAACUGAGAUAGUACAACCCUUUAAAACAAAUUUUGUAAUGUCACAAACAAUGACAGUAGAAAUAUCAACAGACAAUAAUUGGGAGAGAAGUCUUUUGGGAAGUGGCAAGGGACUGAAGAGAAUUUUAUUUUUACCUCCUAACAAACAGAUUAGUUUAGGUCCUGGAUUUCCUAAAGAAAGAGAUAUUAUGCUGAUAAUAGAAAUAAUCGAUAUACAAGUACCAGAAGAUGAUUUGUCUGUACCUAAAGUUUCAACUAGCGGAAAAGCAUCUAUAAUUUCGAGAAUGGCAAAAAUGGGUCAAUCUAUUCUACCAAAAAUGCCUCUACCUUCUACCACUGAUUCAGAAGAUACCGAGGAUGAUGUACCUCACAAGUCUCCUCGUCAUAAAAAGAUCGAUCAAGUGGAAAUAAUCUCACAGAAAAAGCAUCUGUCGCACGAACCAGCGGAAGGAAAAGAAAGAGAAAAGAAAAUUACAGAAUCGAGAACAGAAGUGCCUUUGAUAGAUUCUAAUACUUAUAAUCCAUUAGUUAGUACACCCCAACUGACUCCGCAAUGGGCACCAUCAUAUUUUCCCGGACAUUAUGUUGCAAUGGACAACCAAAUGUAUCCUGUGACACAGACUGUAAAUCGUACAAUAUCAGCUGCUUUAGAUCCUGGAAUCAAUAUGUUGCUAUCAGAAAAUAGAUUAACAAAUGCUGAAAUACGCAUAGGAAUGUCCAAAAUAUCUGAUAACGUUCAAAAACUGCUAGAUAAGUUUCAUGCACUCGAGCUUCAAAAUGCAACAACACCUACGAGCGAUAAAGCAACAUUGGAUGCUUCUUGGAAAAUGCUUUUAGCUCUUAAUGCAUCUCGAGCAGAAGCAAAUGACAAUGAAUUAUCGAAGAAUACUAAUAAAUACAUGACUGAUGAAAAAAUUCGAGAGAUACAGAAUAGAAUAAGUGCUUUAGAAAAUGAUUUAAAACAGUCGAAAGAGGAAAAGGAAUCAUUGUUACAAGCUAAUGAAAAUUUGAAUACAAAAGUUCAAGAAUUAGAAACAAGAUUAACUGAUACAAAUACUGAUCUGAAGAAAACUCAAGAAGAUUUAGAAAAAGCUCAAAAUAUUAUUAAACAGUAUAGAGAAGAAAAUAUUCACUUAGAAGAUAAACUUUCCAAGUGUAGUAAAGAAAACAAUUUUCAAACUGAUGUAAUAUCUUCCAGACAAAAAGAUAUUGAGAACAAGAACAAAGAAAUCAAACAAAUAAUGAACAAAACGUAUCACGUAUUAUUAGAAAAACUCGCGGAUGGGUCACAUUCCAAUCUGUCAUUUGAUUAUGUGAAGUCCGUUAUUGCAAAUACAAUAAAGCAUAUCACUUUGCAAGUGCUGAAUGAAGGACUUGACAAAGAUGAUAUAGAAUCUGAAGCAAGUAAGGUUGCAAAUCUCACGGUUUCCAAAACUGUUGAACAUAUUCCAAAAGCAGUAUUCAACGCAGAGAUCAAUGACAAUACCUCGACAAAACUCACGGAAACUUCAAGAUCUACUACGAUCAUGCCUGUCUUUGAAAAUGAGCCGCCUCCCGUUCCGAUUGACGACAUCGAUGAAGUUGACAGCGACUGAUCGAUUAGUGUGAAAUAAGUCGAUUUUUUAAUUCGUCACAUGUAUCUAUAAUGCGUAUUUCCUAAUGUAUGUUAUAUUCCUGACAAGUUUCUAUAGUGUAACUCUCUUUGUAUAAAUCAUUUAUUAAUAAAAG